Molecule: messenger RNA, 7487 nt
Organism: Ceratitis capitata (Mediterranean fruit fly)
Lineage: Eukaryota; Metazoa; Arthropoda; Insecta; Diptera; Tephritidae
Gene: Mgtor
Product: nucleoprotein TPR
Exons: 6
Coding region: 154-7395 (2413 amino acids)
Biological process (GO): mRNA export from nucleus; protein import into nucleus
Cellular component (GO): nuclear pore
Molecular function (GO): structural constituent of nuclear pore
Source: RefSeq, a predicted model, not a curated record
AUGUUAAAGUUCUUGUAAUUUGCGUACAACCGGGUUUGUGUUUUGCCGCUGUGUAUAGACAGUUUUUCGCGUUUCAGCAUUUAAUUUACCGAAUUAAGAAUUGUAUCUGCAGUAAUUGUUGUGAUUAGUUUUAAUAGCUGGAAGUAAAUUAAGAUGGAUCUUUCGGGUCCCUUGUUAAUUUCCAACAUUCUGUCUACUGAAGAAUUGGAGCAAACGCCGUCUGUGGUACAAGAAAAACUUAAAACAUGGAUUGAGGGAUUCUGUGAUGAAUAUUGCAAAAAUAAAGCUGCAGCCAAUCGUCUUCAUGACUAUGAGCAGAAAGCUGAGGAAUUGCAGGCGCAUAUUCAGGACUAUGAUGUUAAAUUAGAAAGCCAAAACAAAAAUGUCGACGAAUUACGUACUCAGCUGGACAACGUUUCAAUUGAACGUGUUCAAUUACUUGAACAAUGCAGUAAUCAUGAAAUCGAAAUGAUCGCUCUAAGAAACGAAAAGAAUUCUAUCGCAGAAGAACGCGACUCCUUGUUGAAGUUAAUCGAACGUCAAAAAAGUGAGUUGGAUAGAUUGCAAGAAGAAAUUCAUUCAUAUCAACAACAACUUAAGAAUGCUAUCACUGCGAAAUGUGAGGCAAUUGCUAGAGUGGAUGAAAUCGAAAGCCAAAAAGUUUCACUUGAUUUUAAGGAACGCCGCAUGGAACAAGAACGUACAAUGCUUCACAACCAAAUUCGGACCCUAACAGACGAUUUGAAUAGAAAUAUAUCCGAACUUCAAAGCAUUAGACGUGAAAAUACUGUGCAAGGUAUGCAUCUUGAAGCAAAACUUUCCGAUAAAACAGAAGAACUCAAAAUAGCUCAAACACAAUGUGCACAAUAUAAGGAAACUAUUGAUAGGCUUACACAAAAUGUUCAAGAUUUAUCAAACAAACUUCUAAACCAAAACGAGGAGGCAAACAAGAUGAUGGACUUUUAUAAAAAAGAGUUAGAAGCUAAAACAAAAUUAGCUGAACUUUACAAAAGCAAUUGUGAAGAUACAGAUGUUGAGAGAAAUGAACUGAGUGCUGCUAUAACAGACCUUAAGCGAAUGUUGGCCGAGGCCAGUGAGCAAUAUGGCGACCUGGAAACUAAAUUUAAAGCAACUGUAUUGCAACAUGAGGCAGAACUGGAAGAACGUGACAAAGUAAUUGAGUCUCAGAAAGCGGAGCUUCAACAUGCAAACGACUUAUUAAAAGAGUUGCAAGAUGAAACCAUGGAGAGUGCUAUAUCGAAAAUAGCACCAUCUGCUGCAAUUGCUAGUCGCUUGAUUAGAACCGAUAUGUCAUUGACUGAGUUAUAUUCACUCUAUGUUAAAAGCUCUGAAGAAUUGGAUCUACAAAAAAGAGAAAAUGCUCGACUAAACCUACAACUCAAGACAAUAUUACAAGAAUUAAGUGAAAAUGCUCCUGUAAUCAAAAAGCAAGAACUAGAAUACGAAAAAUUAAUAGAAACGAAUAACAUUUUAGCCCACCAACGUGAUGAGUUAUUAAGUAAGAAGGCAGAUAUGGAAGAUUUAAUGGGUAACGCACAUUCCAAAAUAAAUCACUUAGAAAGAGAAAACAAAAAACUCAAGAAUUCUCAAAAUGAUCUUAGUAGACAGGUUUGUUAUUUGCUAAAAGAAGUGGAGCAGUUGCGUAUUGGUCUUAUUGCUGACAAUAGCCCCAAUCAAGGCGGAAAUCUCUCUACCACUGAUGAUGUAAUUUCGAAGAAAUUAGUAACAUUCAACAGCAUUGUCGAAUUGCAAGAGAACAACCAAAAACUUUUACUUCUCGUACGCGAUUUGAGUACCAAGUUGGAAGAUGCUGAAACAUUAAAACAACAGAUGGAUGCGGCGGCAUAUCAAGAAAAAAUUGAAAACUACGCCAAAAAGUUCCAAUCAAUGCAAGAAACAUUGAAUCAACAAAACAAUACCGUUGCAACAUUGGUAUCAAAAUGUGAACGUUACAAGAAAAUGUACUUUGAUAUUCAAAAAAAUAUUCAAAAGUCUGGUCAGCAGUCAGAACACAGCGAUGUUGAAGAAGUAGAAAUGGCUGAUAUUGAUGAAACUGAAAACAAAAACACAACCAAUUCUUCAAUUCAAAGUAAAAAUCGAAAAUCUAUAGAUAACAACGCGGAGCGCCGUAUUAGAGACCUGGAACAGCAAUUGCAAGAUGUUCGGGAACAACAUAAAACAUUAAAAGAGCAAUAUGAAUACUAUACACAAGAGAAGAAAAACAAUGAGCGAAUUUUGAAUGAGCAGUUCGAUUCUAUGCGCACAGAAGUAAGAGAGUUGACCUCAACAAACUGCAAGCUAAUGUCUUCAUUAGAAUACAGUAAAGAACAGAUCAAAUUGCAACAAAAGAAUAUAUCCACCUACAAGCAGCAAAUCACAGCACUCGAAGAUCGAAACAAAAAUUAUGAAAACACUAUAAUAAAACAUGAACAGACAGUACAUUAUCUAAAGGACGAAGUAAUGAAAGCACAGCAUGGAUAUUCAGCUGCACAAAGCGAGGGCUCACACCUACGUAGUGAAAAUCGUAUCCUCAAGGAUACAGUAAACCGUCUGCAGGCCGAAAAGGAAGGCUAUCACCGUGAGCAGCAGAAUCAAAAUCUACUUUUGAAUAAUUUGGAGUUAAUUAAAUCGAAUUUGGAACGCUCUGAAAUGGAAGGUCGUGCGCGAUUGGAGCAAAGGUUAGACGAAACAGUGCGCGAAUUGUCCGCUCAGCGUCGACGCUUUCAGGAGGAGGAAGACCGUUUCCGAGAAACAACCAGUGAUUUGAAACGGCAAGCGGAAACAGCUAAGAAGUGUAUGGAAGAAGAAAGAGCUCAAUCGCAGAAACUUCGUAAUGAGCUACAUGCAGUUCGUGAAGAGCUCACAACCAAAGCAAAUCAAAUCGAUGAAUUAAGCAAAAAAUUACAAGAGAGUUUAACUCCUGCUAAAAAUGACAAUCCAAUUGCAUUGGCAAAUAAAAAAGCACGAGAAUUCGAAGUCAAACUGGAAGAAGCUAAAAUUGAAAUUAAUUCCUUGACCACUGAACUGGCUAAAGCUCGUGAACAUGCCGAUCAGUAUUUCAAAAUGUCACAGAGUGCUGAGGCUGAAAUAAAAAAUCUUCAUGAAAUUCAUACCUCAUACACUGCAAAAGCAGAAUCUGAACUGAAGGAAUUAAAAUUAAUCGAAUUGAAUUUGAAAUCAAGAGUAACUGAAUUAGAAGCAGAAUUGCAAUUGGCGUCUGUAACAGAGGACCCAAGCUCAAACCAAUCUGAUCAACUCAAAAAGUCUAAGGAAGAACUAAAAGAUGCCCUACAAAAAUUGGGUGAAUGUAAUCGUAACCUUCGCACAUUACGAACGGAAAAUACUUCUUUAUCCGAAUCCCUAAAUGCUGUACAGGCAAAAUAUGCAAAUGAAAUGGUUCUGCAUUCAGCUGAUAUACAAGAGCUCACUAAGGUCAAAGCAGAAAUGACCAAAAUCCAAGAUCAAAUCAAUGAAUUAAUCACUGAACGAGAUUGCGCAAAGAAUUUGUAUGAAGAACUUAAAGGUUCUCACGACGAAUCAUUACGCUUGCUCCAAACCGAAAAAGAUGAAUUAGAGAAACGCAUAGUUGAUCUAAAUUGCCUGAAUUCGAGUUUGCACGACCAAAUUGAGGCAUUAACGAUGAAACUAAGCAUUCUUAGCCAACCUCAGGCUUCCAACAUUUCGUCAAAUUCCAUAAACGAAUCGGCUAUGGAUACUUCUGCCGAUUUGAGUCGUUCGAUGUUGGAAGAUGAUUCCAAAAACAACAAUCAGUUACUACAAAUCAUUAAGUAUCUACGCAAGGAAAAGGAUCUUAUAGACGCCAAGUUGGACAUAUUAAAGGCGGAAAACGCUCGAUUGCAAUCUGAGAAUAUAAUUUUGCAAAAGAAAAUGGAUGAAUUAAAGGGUAGUCUUAACCAGGAACGCGCCAAAUCUGAAACGUUAGUAGUUUCAACCACAAAACAUGAAGAAAUCCUUCGGAAGAUAGAAAAUCUAAAUGCCAUUACAGACAGCAAUAGGAUAUUGCGCGAGGAACGAAACUCUUUGGCUGCACGUGUGAAGGAGCUAAAUGAACAUAUUAACACUAUUGAAAACGAUUUAUUGCCAUUGCAAAACCAAAGUCGUGAACUUUCCACAAAAAUUGAGGAGCUAACAUCCGAAAAUACGUCCUUACGCACGGAAGCUAUUAAAUGGAGACAACGUGCCAAUGUAUUAGUAGAAAAGAGCAAUAAGAAUCCCGAAGAAUUCAAACGGCUGCAAACUGAAAGAGAAAAUCUUGCCAAGAUGUUGACCCAUGAGAAAGAUUUGCUAAAACAGACAACUGAUGAACUAACUGCAAUAAAGGCCGAAAAACUUCAAAGAGAAACGGAGAUUGCUUCGUUAGAAAAACAAAUCCAAACACUUAAUGAGGAAAAGAAGAAACUGAGCGAUGAUUACUCAGGUGUACGACAGAAUAAUAUGCGUAUGCUGCAGGAGAUUAUGGAAUUGAGAAAUAAAUUGUUGCAAAAAGAAGAGUCAUUGCAGAAGCUUACCGAAGAAAUGGAGUCUAAGGAAGCUCAAUUGCAGGAUUCUAAGAAUAAAGAAUUCCAGAUCCGUAAAAUUGCCAAACGUUAUAAAGAUUCUUACUUGGAACUGUCAAAUAAAACAGCAGCCGCUUCAGCAGAUGGGUCAGCAACCACACAGGAUAACAUGGAUCUGGGCGGCAACAGUGGAGCAGAUGGUUCUGCUGCUAAUACUGCGACCGCAACUGCCGUAGCCAAUGAAUUGGAGCAGCAUCGCACUACAAUUGAAAACCUUAAUGGUGUCAUACGCACAAUGCAAGAAGACAGCGAUAAGUUGCGCAAAGACUACGACGACUUGAAAACUGCUGUGGAAAUUGAUGACCGCACCAAAACACUUUUACGUGAAGCCAAAGCGCGCAUUGUAAGUUUAACUGAGUCUAAAAAUGCUAUCACUCAAGAACUGAAUACAACAAAGAGCAAGCUACAAAACGUUUUGCAAACUUCAGAGAAUGCAGACUCAACUAUAAAUAGUCUCAAAACUCAAUACGAGGAGACACUAGCACGACUUGAAAAGGAAUUGUUGGAACAAAAUAAUCAGAACAAAGAAUCAAUUGCUCGUUUAACCAGGGAAAAUGAAUCCCUAUUGAUGCGCAUUAAUCAACUAAAUCGACAACUUGGCUUACAACAAUCAGCUAAGCCGUCUACUAGUUCAGUUGCUAUAACAGAUAAGGGCUGUAUUUCAGAAUCCUCACCGCGUACAGCAAAUGUUAAGCCAAUGUCGGGUUCGACAACCGUACAACAAUCUGCAACAGUCACACCAUGGCGUGGUAGUGAAACUCCCUUGGCUAGUAUUAGACCAAUAUCAGUACAGAAUAGUCGAACAGCAGCCAUUCUGCCAACUAGCCAACAACCAGCAGCCGGUGGUUCUUCGACUUCGACAUCAACAUCAUCGUCAAGUACAACAACAGCUUCAACCGGUAGUAGUAGUAAUACUGCACUAGUUCCGCCUCAACAACAAGUACACACCACCGGCAGCAGCUCAAUUGAGUCGAUGUCAUCAUCACCAACUUCAUCCCACACGGAUUAUAUGCCAUCUACUAGUAGCUCUGCUUCUGUAGCCGUUGCUGCGAUUCCACCGAUGGGCUCGACCUCAGCUGCUGAGAGUUCCCAAGAAGCUGAAAGCGUCCAACAACCACAACAAAAUGAAUCGCAGUUACUAGUUGGUAGUGGUCAGCAACAGGUUGUAGCGCUCGUUUCCCCGCGAGUUGAAGGUUCCUCGCAAAAUGUACCAGUCCCAAAUCUGCAACUACAGCAGGAUUCCGGAAAUCAGCAGCCUAGCACAUCAGGUACUACUAGCUCCAGUAGCCAUAUCGCUGUGAGUAGCCACAGCCGACAUACUCCAUCGAGCAGCAGUGUUACCACCUCCCAGGCCGGUACAUCUGGUGGUCAUAAGCGACCCCGAGAUCUAGAAGGUGACUCAUCUACGAAUGUCGAAGAUUCUGCCGCUGACAAGACAACAAAACAUCCAAAACGCUUGCGUGGUUCUGAGCCAGCCAUUUUGGGCGUAACAGAAUCUGGAAUAGAUGUUGAAUAUCAAGUUCCAACUUCAUCACAACGUGAUCAGGAAGAUGAUAUUGUUGUAGUAGACUCUGAAGAGGAAGAUGACGGUAUGAUAGAUGCUGAUGAUGGUCCAACAGAUGGAGACGCGGAAAACGAAGGAUAUGAGGACUCUUACGAGCAAGACCAGGAUAUGGACGAAAAUGAAAUUCCAGAAGUAAAUGAGAGUAAUAUUCGCGCAGAUGCCGAGGUCGAUAAUAACGAAGUAGAUGUUGAUGAAGGUACUGAAAAUCAGGCCCAAUGCAUCUCUGGCACUGACAACCAAUCUGACAUUCAUUACAAUACUGGAGCGAGCACAAGCCAAGCAGCAGCAGCUGCCAUGGCACAUAGCCAUGAAAUGGACAGCAAUCAACAGAGUCAAACAAUCAGCAGUGGCAGCUAUGAAUCUAACACAAUUGCAACUCAACCGAUUGGGACGCAAUGGAAACAAUCUCGCCCACAAAAAACAACAAUAAUGGUUCCACAACAAGGAGUGAGUGGAAAUGCAAGUGAAAGUGGUGAACAGGAUCCCAGUGGAAGUCGUCCAUCGGACAGCGGUGCUGAACUUGUAAGCUCACCACAAGGUUCGAAAUAUGGUGCAACUGAAACAAUCACUCAUUCUGAACAACUUGAAGGUAAAGAAGCUACAAAUAAGGGUGUUGAAGAAAAUAUUGCAGAAAGUGAAGAAAUGGUUGGUGAGCGUAAUGAUGAGAACACGCUUGAUGCUCCAAAAAGUGGAGGAACAAAUGAUGCUGCGUUGGUUGUAGAAGAAGAUAUGGAAAAUGUUGAAGAAGAAUUUGCAGAGGAAACUUGUAUAGUAGAAGCCCCUGAAAAUAUAGAUAGUGAAAGCCAUCACAGCAGUGGAGCAACACAGUCCGAAAUACAAGAUAUCCAGCAAAAUCAAGUUGAAGCUACAUCUGAGGAUAAUGAUGGCGCAGACGGAGUUUCAUCAGAGGGUGAAAAGCCAGCUGUAGAAGAAGUUGAAGAAGAGGGACGUGAAGCGGAAGCAUCUACAUCACCUUCAAUUACUACACGCUCUAAAGCUAUUAAAGGCAGUGGAAAUGUACGUAGGCCCUCCCGAGGUUUUCAACGCGGAGGAAGACCAACACCUAUAAUUUGGCAAGAUGGCGCUGGCCACUCGCGUAAUGUAUCCCCAAAUCAUCGAGGUCAAGACACUCCCGGUAGUCCACUGCGUGGCUUCCCCAAUCAGCGUUCUCAACGAGCUCGACGCAUGCGACGUCCAACGGGAGGAAAUUACGGAAAUAUGCGUUACUCAUAAAUAUUAGCCAUUACAUGUAGUAUUUAAAAAUAAAAACACAAUUUUCUUUAUAUUCCUAAAUAUAUCAAAUAACAAUUUGGAAACUACUAUUA